ACCAGUCUGUGGAUGCUCUCGGGAGGAUGACGACGUUACCCCAUCGCAGGAUGCGCCGCCGCCGCUGCUGCCCAACCGGGAUUUGCCAACUUCUCCUCGUCUGAACAGCGCUGGGGACCUAUCUAAACACACACACACACACACACACACACACACGUAUAUAGGAAAAGAUGGAAUUUUUGACCUGGGUUUUGCCUUCCUUACUCCUGCUCUGCACCCAACAGCACACCUGCACCAGGUAAGAGGAGCAAGCGCACCGUGGCAAGCGACUCCCUUCUCUAGUUAGAAUGGGGUUUGUUGCUUUAUUAUUUUAAAAAAUAGGUAUCUAAAGGCAGCGAUCCCAGCUGGGAGGAUGUUUGACUGAGCGCAGGGAAACUUCUCUGACGAAGGCUUUGGGCUGCAAGCCCCAGGCGCGCUUAACUCAAGAGGAAGGCGGCUGGAGCAGAGCGGGACUCACUCCCGAGGUAGGGUUGCCUAGUGGUUAGGCUGCACGCCUGCCAUCCUAAGCGCCCUGGAGGCGCGAUCCUGUGCGCGUCAGCCCGGAAGCCGAGCGUUGCAGAGGUCAGCGGAUGGGUCUGAAGGAUCUCCCAGCUUUACAGGGCAAAGUGGGGCUUGCUUCUGAGGACCCUAGUGCUGAGUAUUAGGAGGCGGGUGGCGGGGGGGUUGUUUCUUUUAAUGCAAGAUCCAGCAAAAUUGCAACUCAUCCUGGGACAGGGAUGCGGAGCAGCUGUGGCCCUACGGGUGUUUGCUGGACCCUGCCGGCCAGCAGCCAGCGUGACCAACAGUCAGCGGUGACCAACAUGGGCAGGGGGCAAUGGCCUCCCCAUCCUCGUCCUAGGGUGACCAAGAGAAAGGGCUGGACCACCGGCCUUCUUAGCUCUUAAAUAGUUGUGUAAGGAGAGGGGGAUCCUCUCCCCCGCAUGCCUCCAGCCCCUGCGCUGAAAAUGUCUUUUUUUCGGCGCAACUCUUAAAAAGUACAGGAGUUCCUUCUUCCUUUACUUCCGACCGUCGCUGGGCCUAUCCCAAAGUAAUCAUGGGGGACCGAGGAUUCGAGUUAAUGUUAGCUCAGGAAUCUCUCUUCCCCCUGCCUUGUGCCAGAGAGCUUUCCUAUUACAGGCUGCCUCUGGGGUAUGUGCAGAGUGUUUAUGAGAUUUCGACGAGCUCCUGCACCAUGCGAGCUGGGAAAGGAAAGUACACGGCGUACAACUCUCUCCCCCGACCCCCGUUAACAAAGGCUCUCAGCCCAUCCUAUGUAAGUUCAGUAGGAAAGUCGCACUGGGGUUAAAAUGGGGGUUCCCUCCCAGUUGGAGGGGCUGGUUGGCUUGCAUCACCCUGCCCUAGGGUGCGCUUGGCUGGGGGUAUUAUUUCCCCGUUUGCAAGAAAGCAUUGCGCGCAGAAGUGAACUGUACGUCUGAAGUGUGCGCAAUAAAGGACGGUAAUAACGCACCCGGAGAUAAACACAGAUUGAUGUACGUACACACCCCUCAUCCCUUUUACCAACGAGGAUGAGAACGAGGGGCUUGAAGAAGAAAAAGAGAGAGGGGGGGAGGGAGGGAGGGAGAGAGAGAGACCAGACUUUGCUGAGAGUUCCCCCGCACUGGGAGGCGAGAUUCGCACUCGGGAAUCGCCGCUGCAGAUCUGUCUGCAAGGCUUUGGAGUUUUGCCCUCAAACGGAUGCCCCUCUUGGGUCUUCCCAAGGGCGGCGGAUGAAGGUUGCACUGAUCACUUGGCAGGGGAGAGGAGGAGGAGGUUUUCUGCAGUAGAAGAGAGAAUCAUCAAAAUAUGCCCUACUUGUUAGACAGGAGGGAACCGGGGAUCUCCCUAGAGAGUUCAUCCAAGGGGUUGGGUAUCACUUUAAGGAGCUAUGGACCAGAGCUUAAAAUAUAUAUUCAUUUUCUUCCUAAAUGUGGGUUGUGCCCUACUGAGAGUAGGCUCAGUGGGUUGUAUGCAACUUUACUCCUGCUCAGGGUAGACCCUUUGGAAUGGCUAGACAUAACUUUGUCCCAUUCAUUUCAGUGUGUCUACUCUGAGUAGGACUUAGUUGAAUCCAAACCUUUGCUGAAAGCCCCCCCCCCCGCUCCCCCUUUCUGUUUCUCCAUAGCUAUCUGAAGUUGAGGUAGGAAACACUCAGUGCAUGCUCAAAGACAGCCAGAGGUGAUCAGAUCACAUAGAUAGACGGUCUCCCUUCCUCUGCCCUUUUCAAAAGGUGCAGUCCUAUAUGCAGUAUUUCACUCUGAGUAAGUCUGGGGCUUGCUUCUGAGUAAACCUGUGCCAGACGGGACAAGGGAAGCAGUGUUACAUUUACACUUCUAAUAAUAAACUAAUGGUCCAUAUAGCAAUUAUUAUAGUCACAUUCAGUUGUGUCCUAUAUUAGUGCCACUUGGAGCUGAUCCACUUAGGUCAAUUAAUUUCUAUGGAUCCCAUCCUCAUUUACAUUUGACUACCCUGGGGAGGUGGGGGUGUUCUAGCAAAUGUUUUUGCAAACUUAACUCCCUGGACCCUGGAGGCUGGGAUAUGUUUUGAUGUAAACAUGAUAAUAGCAAUGGGGUUAAUACUAUUCUGUGGCGGGGGGUGGUGGCUUUUUAGAUUGUAAUGUGUAUUACUUUGAAAAGUGCUAAGCCAGAUGUGUUUGGGGCUCUCAAAGUCUUCCUUCUGAGAGGAGGCCCUGGACUCUGCUCAAAAGUCCUUCCCUGGUGGUGCCAACUGCUGAUUACAAUUCUGUAGUGAAAUCUGUCUACUAUACAGGACUUGGGAUCUAUAACCCAAUGGUGCACUUGGGGACCCAUUUCUUAAUUUUUAAAAAUUGGUAGUAUGUUGGUGGUACUGCUUUUGCAACCCACCUUAGGUCAGGCUGCGAUCUGGUAGUGGGUCCUAACCCACCAAUUCGAAACCAGUCCUUUAGACAACUAGAACAUCCAGCUAGGUGCAAGUUCCUUAAACAGGUUGUGCAUUUUUAAAUCUGAAAGCAGGGUAUGUAUAUGCGAUCAGUUGGAUGCGUGUGGCAGUUGAGACUCUUGCUUGACCUCUGGGACAGGUUAUGAUGAGGAAGGCCAAAAGGUGUCGAGAAACAAAAUGGACCCAUUUAUGGUGUGUCUGUCCAUUAACUGCAGGCAGGUGUGCACAUGAGCACACUUGAUAGGUGAAAAUCUCUCUUGUCUGCAAUUGGAGGUGGCAUUUCUUCGGAUGCUGUUAACUAGGCAACAGCCAUGGAGCUUUUCUGGAUGUGGAUAUGGUAGGAGAAAGCAAUUUGAUAAUGCAGUGGAAACUGAGAUGGGGAGGGGGGUGUCAGCUCAUAAUGCAGUGGAAGAUUCUUGUGGGGUGUUAUUAUAUUACUAAUCUACACCUAGGUCAAUCUUGGUAUUUCAGGGCUGACAAGAUGGGCAGGGAAGAGUCCCCCGUGAUAUUUGUAAUAUUUUCCUUCUUUGUUUUGUUUUAUUUUUUGCAAGGAGGGAAUGUUGUUCUAAAAGGAGCAUCAGAAAUAAAAACAAGGAAGAGUUUUAUUGAUUCAGCAUGUUUUGGAUCCUUUUGAGCCAUCUUCAUGGAAAUUCAGAGAACAGUGGUUCAAAAUUCAGAUAAUAAUAACAGUGAUGGUCACCGACUUAGAUGGCUUCUGGUUCGUCUUGGGGGUCCCUAUCUGAAAAUCUGUUUUCCCAAGUAAUUUUUUGUUUUGUUUUGUUGACUGAAGCAGGAGAAGAACAGAAAUGCAAAUUGCUCUGGCUGCACAGAUUUAAACCAGCCUAUCAAGGUCAAAGUUGACAAACCCCAAAAGACAGCACAGAAUGGCAGGCAUAUAUGCAAAUACUUGACAUGGCAGCAGGAGAUUUGGGAGAAGGAUCAAGAAAAUGGGUUGACUCCAACAAGGUUCUACUCACAGGAGUCCUAUUUAAAUUAACAGAACACUGUUAGUCAUGUCCAUUAACUUCAAUGGAUCUCCUCUAGGUAGGAUUGGCACUGGAUACAACUCAACAAGAUUAAAUACUGUCCACAUUGUAUGAUGAUAAAUUGUAUUCAAGUCAUGUGUUGUUGUCCAUCCCCCCCCCAUUUAAUAUUAAAUAAAAAUAAAGGUCAGGCUUAGCCAACAGCCAUCUUGCACAAGAGGGUAUUGAGUUUUCUCUCUCUGCCCCCACCUCACAGCACAAGUUAUGAACUGCUGGUUUAGGAUGCCGGAGUGGAUUACACUGGUAACACAAUCACCCUCGCACAGGCGAGAAAGCUUUCAUUUUUCAAAAAAGAGGGAUGCACAGAGAGUGACGAAAUGCACAGCUAACCCAGUGCUUUUUAAUAGCUAGUGUUGAAGGGGGAAUUUUAGUGAGAACCACUUCCCCCAGCCCACCACUGCGUGACAAGCUGCAGGAGCCAAGUUAGGAUUUAGCAGUGCAAUCCUCUCUGUCUGUACAUCAUUUAGGAGCAUUUAGAAGUCCUGCUGAGUUCAAAGAGACUUACUCUUAGUGUAAGAUUGAAGUCUUUAGAUUUGGGAUUUUGAUUCCUGUUAACAAGGAGAAAACUUUAGGAUGCUUUUAUUAACCACAGUUAAAUGCUACAGGGCUUUCCAAAGGGCGGAACAUCUCUCCCCUCAAAGCUUUAAGGGUUGUGUGUAUCCAACUAAGUCCUACUCGGAGAAGACCCAGUGAAGCUAAUAGACCUGUUAGUUAUGUCUGUUAGGAGUAGCACUGGAUGUCACCCUAAGCAGUUUGCAAAGCAGAAACCCUAAAAUCACAAGGCUGGACUACAAAUUGAGAUUCCUGCAUUUCAGGGUGUUGGACUAGAUGGCCAUUGUGGUCCCUUCCAACAUUUCUAUGAUUCUAUAAAUCAAAUGAAAACACAUACUGGGUUGUAGCCAAUUCUAGUCUUACUCAAGGCAGACCCACUGAAGUUGAUAGACAUGACUAACUUGGGUCCAUUAAUAUGAAUGGGUCUACUCUGAGUAGGGCUUAGAUAACCCACUGCCAGCAAAAAAAAAAAAAAAAAUCCAGUAUCAAACUGCUAAAGCAGAAUACUGAACUGUCCAAUCUAAAAAUUAACAGUCCUGAAAUGCCUGAACAAACUGUACCCAGGCAGGCAUUGCCAGCCCAAUUGUUCCAGAGGACAGGCUCUCAAAAAGCAAUUUAAAAGUUCUAGUCAAUAUUCUUUGGUUAUAUUAAAUAAGUGCUGCUCUGGGAAGAUCAUGAAAUGACCAUUCGUCUUUUGACAGCAGUUCAUACUGUAGGAGGAUAUGUCAGGCAUGGAAAAAGCCGUACUUUCCCAAAGUCUGGCUGCUUAACUCUGGCGUGCUCUGGUCCAUGGGGUCAUGAAGAGUCGGACACGACUAAACGACUAAACAACAUACAGGCCAAACAAGCAGGGAAGGGAAGGGAAGGGAGACGAUGGGAUGAUAACGCCAUAAAACAAGUAGAGUUUUAAGUUAUUGGAAUUCAAGAAUGCAGUGGAUAUAUAUUAUUGUGGGAGAGAUAAACAUUGUGAAUUUGGAGGUUUAUUUUGUAGUGGGAACACCUUCUGAUCUGAUUGAUUUGUUGAGCUUAAUCAGUGCAUCAAACAGAAGGAUUUCGUUUAAUUACAUAUGAGCAAUGAUAUCGUUUAUGACAUAUUACUUGAAAUUAACAAUAGGUUGUAUCUGGUGCUAGUUAUGUUAUAUUUAGAGCAGAACUAGUGAAGUUAACAGAUAUGUCUAAUUUGGGUCCAUUGAUUUCAGUGGGCCCAUUCUGAACAGGACUCAAUUAAAUUCAAGCCUAAGUAUCAAUUAUUGGUAUCUCAUUUAUAGAAUCAUAGAAUCGUGGAGUUGGAAGGGACCCAAGGGCCAUCUAGUCCAACCCCUUGCAAUGCAGGAAUCUUUUGCCCAAAGUGAGGCUCAAACCCAUGACCCUACGCUUAACAGUCUCAUGCUCUAGCGACUGAGCUAGCCCAACAAUUAUGUACGUAUUCAAAAUAAAUUCAUGGCAAAAUAAAAUGUUAUUGUAAACCUAAAGCACAGGUUGGGGCCAAGAACUUCAUGCCAGGAGCCAAAUGUAGCCCCCCAGGCCUCUCCCUCUGGUCCUUGGUAUUCUCCCUAGGCCAUAGCCCUCACUGACCUGCCUUCACACACUCCUUGACUAUAUUUGCCGGGCCGGGACUCAGAUAAUGCUUCUUGCUUGCCUAGAUGGAAGGCAGAAAUGUGUGAGCACGUGCAGAGAGAAGCCGAUGGUGCAAAAGGAGCAUUUAAUCUGUUGCCCUACCCCCCUUUGCCCGUGACCCCGCCCACCACUGGCAUAUGGCCCUCAGAACGUUUCUCAAAAAGCUAGGUAAGCUGGAAAGCUUUUCCUUCCCCAGCCGCACCUAAAGCUGUGCAUAGCCCAGUACUUUCAUCACUUUUGCCUCCCCUCUGAAUCAGCUCAGGAACUUCACUCAUCUCCUGAGACCCUUCCUGUGGGUGGAAAUUCAGUUGCUGGGGGCAAGUGGGGACUUAUUCAUUGUGGAAUGCUCUCCUCACUGAGAUCCACCUGGUGUCUUCACUGACCUCUUUUUGCUUUCAGGUAGAAGCAGCAGUUUUCAAUGGACUGCAGUGAUGGUGUUUGCGGUCUGUUAUGCUGCUGAAGCAUUUAGGAGGAUGGGGACACUUUUCAUACCAAGAUCACCUCUGCACCAGGGUUGGGUGAAUCUGUCAAUAUCUCUCAGUUUCUCAUUCUUCCCAUCUUAUUUUCCACAUUUCUGCAUUUUAAAAAAUCAUGAAAACUCCUUACCCAUUUUAGUGUAAUCUUGUCCUAAUAACCACAUUUUUGUAUGCAGUUAUGAUUUACUCAUUUUUACAAGCAAUCUCUCCAUCAAUGCAUUGGACAUUACUGUCAUUAAAUUUUUGCUUUAACGUUGUAUGUAUUUUUGGAAAUAUUGUUUGUGCAUACGCAAAAUUCAGAGAAGUGUGAAUUUCAACAAGCAUAUUUCAGUUCAUGUAUUCGUUUUAGAAAUGUGAAUUACCGUAGUUAGUUUCUAACUGGAAUGCAAAUGAAAGCAAAUUUGUCGUCUCCCCCCCCCAUCCCUCUGGGGUUCUAGUAAACCACCUAUACUCUGCUCUUGUGUGAAUUAAAACAAUAGUGACUUUCUCCUGGGAGAUCAGGAUGAUAAGUAAAAUAUAGACCCAUUCCCAUAUAUUAGUUUCAGACGUCUCUCAUUAAAAUGCAAACAAAAUUGAGUUUCUCCUCCACUCCUAAUCUGUGCUAUUAUGCAUUCCUGAAGACCCACUUUUGUUAGACGCCAAGAGAGUGUUUGUGUUGUUUCGCUUCAAGACAGUCUCGAACAAAACACACUCUGUCCCACUAUGUGUUACCAACAGCAGUUGCAAAAAUGUGCGAAGCAGCAAACAGUGCGGUGCAUGGUGUGCUUUUUCAGUGCUCUCCUCGUGUCUGCAUUUGCCAACAUGUGCACUUGAGAUGCUUUGCAUCCAACCGUCCACCCACUCACCUUCCUUAAGCUUCUGGAGACCCAGGGGGAGGGAACUGAACCUCAAAGAGCGGCAACGCUAGCAAAUUGCACAAAUUAAAUUUUUGGAACAAUCUCCCAAGUGGGGAAAAAAAUAUCAAGGACAGUGGUCUGUUGGGGACAGGUGUGGGAAAGAAGGGACACCCAGAAUAAAGUCUGCUUUUUUAACAGCAGUCUUAUCUGCAGCCAUGAGAAAUUUAGGAAGUCAUCUUAUACUAGGGUAGGCUAUUGGUCCAUCUAGCCCAGUAUUCCUUUAUUUAUUGAAUUUAUAAUCCACUAUUCAUCCUGAAGGAGCCCAGAGCAACAAACCAAUCCACAAUCUAAAAACAAAAAAAACAUUAUAAAGCAGUUAAAGCAUUCUGUAAGCAAUUAGAGUGAAAGAACCUUCUAAGAGCACUUACAGUUUAAAACAUUACUCCAUCCAGUGAUCUCGAGGUUGCCAAGAACAGUAUCCUUCAACCACAAAUGCCUGGGUAAAAAGGAAUGUUUUCACAUUCCUCCUGAAUGUUAAUAAUGGUGGAGACAGGUGCACCUCAUUAGGGAGGGCAUUCCACAAACAGAGAGCCACCACUGAAAAGACCUUGCUAUGGGUAACUGCCAUGGGCAGCACCUGGCUGCAGCACCACCAGCAAGGCCUCAGCUGCCAAUCAUUACAUCCAAGAUGAUUGAUACUGUCUACUCUUGACUAGCAGUUUUUCUCCAGAAUUCAGGCAGAGAUCUCUGCUCCCCUCUGCUCCCUGUUUUAUUUGUUUUAACUGGAGAUGGUUUGCUCCUGGGGUCUUCUUUGUGCAAAUCAUGUUCUUUAUCAUGAGAUAGAGCCCAUGUUCAGUUCUCAGAACAAACGUCAAUCUGGGGAGGGGGGGACAUUUCAGCAGUAAACUGGGUUUUCCCAGGAAAGGUGGUGAGGAACCCCCCCCCCAAAAAAAACCCAUGCUCAGACCUGUGCCUACAAAUCAUGGACCUGUGCGGGUGAGCCCUUAAAGGCAAAUAUACCUAAUUUACAAUUUCUGAAACAAUACACAAACCAAAAUAGCCAUCCUUUGAAUCUCACACUUCUCCUAAUUUUGCAAUGCCUCUCCACAGUCUUGUAAUGUGCAGAAAAAUGUUGUACUAGGGUAAAGAGUGCAAAAAAUGCAUAUACCAAUGAAAGUACAUUAUACUAGGGGAAACUGCAUUGCAAAAAUGUGCAAUUAGGCAAAAUUGCAGACAAACGUGCACAUUUCAUUCUGAAAUGCUGAUGUAUGAGAAUAUAUAUCUAUUUAUCCCAAAAUGACGUGGAAAUGUGGAGGACAUGAAGACUGGGGAGAAACUGACAAAAUUGAAACUGACAGAUUUCCUGGGUGGAUUGAACUUUUGUGGACUAGAGUCAGUGUCCUCAAGUGCAAACUCGUCUCGGGCAUCUGGAAAAAGCUGGUGUGCCGUAAGAAAUUUGUUAGUCCUUCAGGUGGUAGGACAGGCCAGUUUUUUGAUUUGGCAAGCUUAUUCAUGCCAAAUCUUCUUCCAAGCGGGAAUUGCUUUUCCUCUUUUAAUAGUACAGGAACACCAUAACAUUAUGGUUUACAUCGCAAAAAGAAAAAAAGAAAAUAAAUCCAAUUAAAACUUUAAGCUUAUGCUUUCCUUUUUAAUGCUGUCUUAAAAGCCAGCUACCCAGCUGAGCUAUGUAGAAAACGCAGCUUCAGUGUCCUAUACAAAUGCAGUCAAACUGCAUUUAUAGAAUCCUUCACAGAAACCACAUUUUCUGCAGUUUGUCAGAUGUAAGCACUGUAGCCUGUAGAAUCUGGGGAAAGAUCUUUCAAACUUGGGCAUUGUCCAGCUGAAAGCUAAUAAACAAAAGGUGGCUUUGGAAAGCCACCUGCAGGGCAGAACUUCUGCUUAUUCAACUGUUCUGUUGUUUCUGUAUUUUCAUAUCUUUCAUCUCAAAGCCACCCGAGAAAUAUUUAUAUUUGAAGGGCACAUAUGAAUUCUUAAAAUAACUAAAUAAUGAACAAAUGCAUUCUUUCUUUAAAAUAAUUUUUAUUAAAUUUUCAGUUUUACAUCUUAAAAUAAACAUUAACAUACUGUUAGAUAUCCAGUGACUUCCCUCCUUUUUCCUUGGUUCAUUUUAGUUAUCUUUCAUUCUUGCAUAUUUUGCUAUAACCAUUUUAGCCAGUUCUCCACCUUUAUAUCACUCGAACAUUACUUACACUGUUGAUUUUACCUUAAGCUGCCAAGUGUUUUCAGCUGUGUACAGUUACAGUGGUACCUCAGGUUACCUACGCUUCAGGUUAUAGACUCCGCUAACCCAAAAAUAGUACCUCAGGUUAAGAACUUUGCUUCAGGAUGAGAACAGAAAUCGUGCUUCGUUGGCGUGGCAGCAGCAGGAGGCCCCAUUAGCUAAAGUGGUGCUUCAGGUUAAGAACAGUUUCAGGUUAAGAACGGACCUCUGGAACGAAUUAAGUACUUAACCCGAGAUACCACUGUAUUUUCCAUAUGCUCAGUAAAUAUUUUCCACUCUUCUUUGAAUAUAUGUUCUUAUUGCUCUCUUAUUCUAUAUGUUAAACCUGCAAGCUUUGCAUAUUCUACCAUCUUAAGUUGCCGGUCCUCUUUGCCUGGGACCUCCCUCACUUUCCAUUUUGAGGCUAACAAAACUCAGGUCGCCAUUGUUGCAUAAAUAAAUAAAUUUUGUUGAUGCUUAGGAUUUCAGUCUGGAUUAUUUCCAACAAAAAGGACUCAGGUCAUUUUGGGAAAGUUAUUUUAAACAUUUUUUUCAACUCAUUUCCCAAUAUUCUUUUACCUUUUUACAUGUCCACCACAUAUGAAAAAGAUGUUCCCUUCAUUUCUUUAUAUUUCCAAAACAUAUCUGAUUCUGCUUUAUACAUCUUAGCCAACUGUGGGUCAAAUACCAUCUGUAAAUUAUUUUUAUAUCAUUCUCUUUCAGUGAGUAAUAUGCAGUAAAUUUCAAAUCAUUCUUCCAAAGUUUCCCCCAGAGGUUUAAAUCUAUGUUGUGUCCUGUAUCUAUUGCCCAGUGUGUCAUUGAAGCUUUGACUAGCUUGUCUUUUGUUUCCCGUUCUAAUAAGAGGUUAUACAUCUUGGACAAUAACUUAUUCUUAUUCUGUAAUAAUUGUCUUUCAAAUUGUGACCUUUGGUCCAGGGACCCAUUUUUUAAAUCUAAUUUAAACAUAUCAUGUAACUGAUGAUACUGUAACCAGUCGGAAACUUGGCUACUUACAUCUUGCAUUGGUUUCAGUCUGGGUUCCCUCCCUGUAAGGUCCAACAGUUCUCUAUAGGUUGCCCACUGUCUAUCCAUAUUAACUCUUUUAAUUGUAAUUGCUUAAAUUGGGGAUAGUCAUAAAGGUGUUUUUCUUUCCAGCAAGUAUUUAUAUUUCUCCCAAACUCUAUACAAAUUUGUUGUUGUUGUUUAGUCAUGUCCGACUCUUCGUGACCCCAUAGACCAGAGCACGCCAGGCACUUCUGUCUUCCUCUGCCUCCUGCAGUUUGGUCAAACUCAUGCUGGUAGCUUCGAGAACACUGUCCAACCAUCUCGUCCUCUGACAUCCCCUUCUCCUUGUGCCCUCCAUCUUUCCCAACAUCAGGGUCUUUUCCAGGAAGUCUUCUCUUCUCAUGAGGUGGCCAAAGUAUUGGAGCCUCAGCUUCAGGAUCUGUCCUUCCAGUGAGCACUCAGGGCUGAUUUCCUUAAGAAUGGAUAGGUUUGAUCUUCUUGCAGUCCAUGGGACUCUCAAGAGUCUCCUCCAGCACCAUAAUUCAAAAGCAUCAAUACUUCCUAAUAAUGUGGUCUGUAAAACUCUUAUAAACUUUAGCUUUCCCAUACCAAAGGCAUGCCAGCCAAAUUUUAUAUGAUGGCCUUCCAAAUGUCUGCAUUUUCCAAUACGAUCCAUUCCUUUAGUCAAUGCAAGCAAGCUUCCCUGUAAUACAGUUGAAAGUCUGAGAGGACAAAGCCUCUUUCUUUUACGUCUAUCAGAAUGAAACUAACAAGCACCCCAGUCCUGGCCAUCCUACUUGUGUCUCUCUCGAUUGCACUUGAAUCUUGGUGCAUGGGGUGGAGAUGCACCUUGUGUAUGGUGCACGUGCUUAUAAAUACACAUGCACUGUAUCCUGCAAAUCCUCCUAUUUCCAAUGCUCCGGCUUAGAGGGUUAAUUUCUGAGUAGUCGCUAUGAUAAAUUACAGUAUUUUCCCUAGUGUGUCUUUAAGCUAAAGAACCGACACCCUUUUUGCUUUUAACUCGACACAGGACAGGCUAUUUUAGGGGGAAAUUAAUGCAGUGUUACCCACAGGGAAUAAAUGUGUAAGCGUUUGUGUGUGUGUAUGACAAUGAGGGCACUGCAAGACUCCAAGUACACAAGGAAUAAGACAGCCAUGUGGGUCAUUGGGGGAGGGAAUGGAAAAUGGAACAGAGGGAUCUUUUAUUUUUGUGUGACAAAUUCACUUAUCCUUUGUUUAGGUGGUGUGAUACUGAGCAUUCAGCCCUCUAAACUCCUCCAGCAAACCAUGGUAUUUCAUUCUUUAAUUAAAAAUAGAAACAUAAUCUCUUAUAUUUUGUUUGUAGGAAGAAUCUGUAUUUUUUAAAAGAAGAAUUGAAGCAUGUCUAUUUGCAGAUAAUUUGUCACUUACUUUGUGCAAUCUUUUAACCUGAGAGAAGAAAAGCUUUUAAAAUGUAGACGCUAUAUAGAUCUAAAGAGUACACUAUGUGGUGUUGCUUAAAGCUAGCAGGGAAAAGGAAAUCUGGUGGGUUUUUUGUUCUUGUUUUUUUGCAUGCUUGCAAGGUUGCUGUGAAUUAAGCCUAAUGCUUUUUCAAUUACAUUUCAAAAUAUAGAACAUAUUUACAGUGAGCAUCACUUAGAGUCAGGAAUGGCAGAUGGAAAGGGUACGUGAAUUGCUCUGGAUUAUCCCAGAGGCCAAUGCAAGAGAGAAUUCAUGCAGUGACCCCAGUCUGACUGAGAGGCUGUCCUAAAGAGGUGUGCUUUUAAUGGUGAUGGAAAUAGCACCAGGCCCUGCUUUGAGAUGCUGACCUGUAGCAAACUGGUCCCAGGUAAGGAGAAGCAGGACGUUCUUCAGGAUUUCCGAAGAGGCAGUAGCGUUAGUCUUCCACAGGAAAAGCAAGGGCCCAGUUCAGGCUAUCCCAUCUCACCUUAAUGAAUUGAUGUGUCCUCUUCCUUAGGUGCUUUGCCCUUGCAUUGCCUCUUCCCUCUUCCUUCUUAGCACACUCUGGUAAGCCAGGAAGCCUUCAAUGAACCAUUGUUUUCAGGACUGUCUUAAGCAUAUGCAGCGUCGGGGUGCAAAGAUCCGCCCGGCGCCCCCACCCCCAGUUUGCCCAGUCCUAGGUGUGCAGGAGGGCGGAGCCGGCCAGCAGCCUCAGCGUCUUGCUGGCUCAGUCGGCUCCGAAAUCGCGGUGCAGAGCCACCCGCAGAAGAGUCUGCUGCAGCACUCUGACCAACGGGCAGGCUCUUCCCUGGACUCAACUUUCAAGCCCUGGACUCUCGGCCUGGCGCCCCUGAGAGCCUGGCACCCGGGUGCCCCGCACCCCUGGUGCCUAUGUGUAAGAUGGCCCUGACUGUUUUUCCAGUUAUAUUUAAACAGGGAAACAAUGGUUAGUUACACAGCAUGGAUGUCCUUUUAAAAUGUGGCUCUUUUGGGGUGGGGAGUUGUUGGGUUGUUGUUUUUAUUUUGUAUACAGAGAGAGAGAGAGUGAGAGAGAGAGAGUAGUACCUCGGGUUACAGACGCUUCAGGUUACAGACGCUUCAGGUUACAGACUCUGCUAACCCAGAAAUACCACCCCGGGUUAAGAACUUUGCUUCAGGAUGAGAACAGAAAUCGUGCGGCGGCAGCGGGAGGCCCCAUUAGCUAAAGUGGUGCUUCAGGUUAAGAACAGACCUCCAGAACGAAUUAAGUUCUUAAUCCGAGGUACCACUACAGUCAUACCUCAUGUUGCGUCCGCUUCGUGUUGCAUCUUUUUGCGUUACAUCCCACGGCAACCCGGAAGUACUGGAAUGGGUUACUUCUGGGUUUUGCUGCUCACACCUGCGCAGAAGCGCUAAAUUGCGCUUCGCGCAUGUGCAGAAGCACCAAAUCAUGCUGCGCGCCUGUACAGACGCGCUUCGAGUUGCGGGCAUUUCACGUUACAGACAGGCCUCUGGAACGAAUCCCAUCCAUAACACAAGGUACCACAGUAUUGUGGUUUUUAUGUUGAUCUUUUCUGUGAACCACCCUGAGACCUCUGGUUAUAGGGCGGUAUAUAAAUCCAACAAAUAUUAUAACAAUAACAACAACAACAACAACAACAACAACAUGGAUCUGUUUUAAAUUUGGUAACCAUCAUUUCAGGGUUUUGACAUAAUGGGAAAUGAUGAUUAACCAAAACUUAUGGAGUUAAUUAUGAUUUCCCCAGAAAGGGAUAGACACAAACACACUGACAUCCAAACCAGGAGAAAUACUCUUUCACCGUAAUUAUUAUACAUACCGAAACUGGCAGAUCCUUCCAUCCCUAGGUGGGGGGAGAGGUUCUCUCUAUUUUGCAAUGAGUGGGCAUUUGCUGAACACACCCUCACCCUGCUAAGAUCUUCUGCUGAGCUACAAAAACAUCUCCAAUAAAGGCAUGUGACAUUUAUAGGAACAUGUAGCUGGGUGUGUCAAACUCUCUUAACGCCUCCCAAGAAAUGCUAAUUUUGUAGUCAAUCCUUAUCAGCCAUUCCUCAUCACCCAACAUAUUUAUCAGCCCCCAUUAAAUGGUGCAGAGAAAUAGAAGGAGCAUUUUGGCUUACUGGGAUCUUGUUUCACUAACUGACAUAGUUCCCUGCCCGCCCCUACCAACAGAAUAAAUUAUGCAGAGCAGAAUAAAUUUUGCAAGACAAAAUUAUGCAAAUGAGCUUAAUUUAUAGAGAUCUUAGGUUUUCUUAUGGUAUUGCUUUUGAGUUGCCUUGGCAUAGAUCUGUUUAUUUGUGCUGUUAUAUUUUUUACUUGCGGCGUAUGUGCAUUCUUGCUACAAGGGCAUCACAUUGAUACAGAAUUCUUUCAGAAACCUAAACUAAUGAGGAUGUGGGUGCUAAGAACCUAGGCAGUGGCCUGAGGGAACACGGAGUGAUGCUUUUUUGAAACCUACACACCUCAAGGAGCUAGUCUAUCACAUCUGUAAGCCACCCAUGAGGUAAGGUGAGGCUACUGCCUCAGGCAACAGGAUGCAGAGGCGCAGCAGAUCCAGCCUCCAAGGAAUGAAUCUCUCCACAGUGAAUACAACAAAUGUGGAGGCCAGACCUGCUGCCUCCUUGGCAUCCCCCACACAAUGCCACCUCCACAGCGGCUCCUUGGCAAAUAGGAGGUCUUGCUGGUCUCCUCCCAUCCUUGUUCCUGAUGUAGAGCUUCACUCACUCCUUUCCUGGUAUGGAGAUGUGCCAUUUUGUAGUUUGCCUCAGGUGCCAAAAUGUCUUGGGCCGGCCCUGCUGUAUGGCAGUGGAAGUUCCAGGAAGGCAUGGUCAGUUGAGAAUUGUAUCCAUUCCUGAUUAAAAAGUGGCAUUGGGAUUAUUUGUGCUGAUGAGUCAUAAUACAGUGGUACCUCAAGUUAAGUACUUAAUUUGUUCCGGAGGUCCGUACUUAACCUGAAACUGUUCUUAACCUGAAGCACCACUUUAGCUAAUGGGGCCUCCUGCUGCUUCUGCGCCACCGGAGCACAAUUUCUGUUCUCAUCCUGAAGCAAAGUUCUUAACCUGAAGCACUAUUUCUGGGUUAGCGGAGUCUGUAACCUGAAGCGUAUGUAACCUGAAGCAUAUGUAACCCAAGGUACCACUGUACAUUAAAAAACACACCAAACACCUGGAAACAGGUGGAUGGGAAAACUUAAAAACAUUAAAAUUGGGGGAUUUACAUUUAAAAUCUCUCUGGGUAAGGACGUUAACCAGCUUUAGUUGAUUCAGCAACUUUGUUUAAAAUCCCUCUUGGUAAGGAAGUUAACCAGCUUUAGUUGAUUCAGCAACUUUGUUCAAUGCUUCGAGAGGAAAGGUGUGGUAUAAGAAAAGGUUAUUCAUUUGUUUAUUUUUUUUUAAAUGAGAGUUUGACAGCAGCACUUAAUGAAUGAAGGACAAAAUGUUGCUCAGUCUCCAGCCUGCACCGCUAGAAAAACAGAGACCAAUAUUGACAGCAAAUCCUUGAAGUAAUUUGAUGAAAUUUCCCUCCCUGGUCCUACAGUUCCUAAGGAACCAUUACUUUUUGUUAGUUAGAUUGGUGGCUGUUCCGUCAGAUGGUUAGGAGAUGGUUUCCUGAAAGGUGGGAAUCUCUUCCUGUUUUUAAAUGAGAUGCUCUACAGAGCUUGGGGAAAGAUGCUCUCCCUUGUGAAAAGGAAGAGACAGGGUGGUGGUGGUGAGUGAGUGAAGAAACCAUAGUUUGUGAUGGAGAAGGAUGGGCAUAGUCAAGGGGUGGCAGAUGGGGGCAGCUUCCCCCCUGCCCCGGAUCCACAAAUAUUAUUGAAAAGCAUUGAAAGUACUCAAUUAUCUGAGAUUCUGCCCCCCGCCCUAGCAGAAGCCUGCCCCCUGCAAUGUCCUAUUUACGGGGUAUAUUUACCCAUGAUUUCCCAAGAAAAGCUCAACAGAUGCCAGCCUGGCCAGGACGGCUUUCCUUUUAUACCUUCUGGGCUUGAUGAGGCAGGUGACCCUCACCUGUCCUGAGCCUGCGCCAGAUGAGGAAUCACACACCUCUUCUCAGAGCUAGCAAGCCCUACUUGGGCUGUGGGUCCUUGCUUGCCUUCCCACAGAACUGACAGCUGUAAGUUCUGGAAUCCUGAGGUCAGAGAUGGUGGUGGCCUGGCCAGGACAGCGGCUCAACAAUCUUGGCUGCUCCCCCCCCAACAAAAAACCUGGCUAUGUCCAUGGAGGGAUGUACAUUGUUGUGAGAUUUUAGGAGAUCACUCUUCCCUUCCGAGAGCUACAGUUCUCGGCGUGGUUUAACAAUUCAUCCCUCAUCCCAGAGAUGUCUGGGAAUGGUAGCACUGUGAGGGGAAUAGAGGUCUCCUAACAUCUCUCAGCACCUUUAACAAACUAUAGUUCCCAUGAUUCUUUGGAGGAAGCCAUGACUGUGUAAAGGGGUAUUUUCUGGUAUAAAUGCAUGGUGCAGAUGGAGCCUCUGCCAGUCAGUGUAAACAACGCUGAGCGGGAUGGACCAAUGGUCUGACUUGCUGUAAAGCAGCUUCCCACGUUUCUAAUUUCUCUUGUGCUGUCUCUCUCUAUAAAAACCCACAUUUUAACGAAUGACACAGAGGUUAGUAACCAACAGGGCAUGACUUGCUGAACCUUUGAAUACAGGGGAAACAUGUCAGAAAGAAAUGCAAGGGUUGGAUCUUGCUCUUCUUUCCCCUCUUUCCUCCCCCACCCCACCCCACAUCCAGUGAUGCCAUUGCUAAUGACAGCUCCUCACACAGUGGCUUUUAUUAAACUCUGAUGCGGUGACUGAAUGCAGGGAUGAAUCACUCAUCUUGGGAUACAUUUUCAAUUCAGACAUGCAGUAUGCACUUGCCAAAGGGAGUGGGAAUACAGAAGCAGACGGCUUUGUUUGGCUUUUUUUCCUUGUUAUUGUUCUUUUUUAAAAAAACACAAAGCAUUGUUUCAUAUACAGUGGUACCUCUGGUUAAGAACUUAAUUCGUUCUGGAGGUCCGUUCUUAACUUGAAACUGUUCUUAACCUGAGGUACCACUUUAGCUAAUGGGGCCUCUCGCUGCCAUUGCGCCACCGCCACACAAUUUCUGUUCUCAUCCUGAGGUAAAGUUCUUAACCUGAGGUACUACUUCCAGGUUAGCGGAGUUUGUAACCUGAAGCGUUUGUAACCCGAGGUACCACUGUAGUGCAGUGGUGGGGAGACUCAAGCCCAUGGGCCCUCCAUGCAGCCUUCCAGACCCCUACAUUGGGCCCACAAGUCUGUAAACCCCAGUUGCUGUUGUGCUCGGAUCCUGUUUCUGGGCUUCCCACAGGCAUCUGGUUGGCUUCUGUGAGAGCAGGAUGUUGGACUGUAUGGGCCAUUGUUGGCCUGAUGUAGCAGGACUCUUAUUGCAUUCUGUAAAGCUCUUCCAUCUUUGACAACUCCACUAACAGCAGCUGAUGGUGUCUGUGUUACUCAGAACAUACAUCCACAGAACGGUAUCCCAAAACCCCCUGACGCUGUCUGCGCAUCCAUGGGAAGCCAGAGCACAAUCGGCACAAAAGCUGAAUAACACUUUCCGCCCUGUUUGUUUUGCAGAGCAAUUCAAAGCAUGGCCUUGUGGCAUUAAAUGCAAAAGACCAACUUCGGAAGUAGGGCUUUUGCUUCCUUUUUUGGGCCAGUGACACAUGGAAGAAGAAGAAAGGGGAGUGGGGGGGGAACCCCUAGGAAAGUUACGUAAGUCCCAAGACAGGAAAUGCUUAUGGUAUAUUCGACUACAGCCUUUCAUCAAUAUUUAACAAGAUUUCUCUCCUUCUACCCGCAUUAUUUCUUUUCAAGCGCUCUGCUUAUUUCGGAGCCUGGUGGGAGCUGUUGCGCCAGAUCUGAGGGCAGCUCUCAUCUAAUGUUUUGAGUUAUGUAGCUCAUGUAGCUCUGGAGCUUAACUCAUUACCGGUUUUGAGGUCCAACAGCAAGUUAUCUCUCCCACAUCCACGAGGGCCUUUGUAAAGGGAACUGCUGUCAGAAGGAGCUGCUCAGGGGACGUUAAGGACAGCGCUGCAGGAUCAGACCCAAGGCAUCCUGUUUCCCCACAAUGGUCAAUCACAUGUUUCUGACAGGGUACAGAAUACUGCAGCCAGGCUACUGCCUGGGGUCAGUUAAAUGUAGGGAGCAUAUUACUCCCCUGUCAAAACAAUUUCACUGGUGACUGAUCUGUUUCCAGGCACAAUUCAACGUAUUGAUCAUGAACUAUAAAGCCCUAUGUGGCUUGGGCCUGGGUUACCUGGAAGAUUGUAUCUCCCUUUAUGAACUUGCCCGGGUGCUAAGAUCCUCAGGUGAGCACCUUCUCCAGGCCCCAUCAACAUCAGAGGCACAGUUGCUGGCGACCUGCGAGAGAGCCUUUUCUGUGGCUGCUCCCAUGUUGUGGGACUCCCUCCCAAGGGCGGUUAAAUUUUGUCCCUCCUUGAUAUCUUUCUCUCAACAGGCAGAGACCUUCCUAUUCAGACAGGCCUUUGGGCAGUGUUUUCAUGCUAGUUAUAAAUGUGUUUUAUUGUAUUUUAACUAUUGUUUUCAACUGGUUUGUUAGAAUUAUUUUGUAUUUCAGAGCUAUGUUUUUGAAGUUUUGAAAGCCACAUUGAAUCCCAACUUGGGAGACAGGCGGGAUAUAGAUACAUUAAACAAAUAAGUGCUACCCCUCUCCCGUGGUCUCUCCCUCCCCCCAUUGCAAUUGGUAGUCAGAGGAAUUAUCUAGGACAGGAAUGGGGAACCUCAGGCCCAGAUGUCAAAUGUGGCCCUCCAGGCCCUGGCACUCAGAAUUGUCCCCAAAGUCACACCCUCUCUUUUCAGGCUACACCCCUUGCCUGCCCUGCCUUGAGUGUUUUUGCCAAGCUGAAAUGUGUCCUUGAACCCUUAUCAUUCCUCUUACUUGUCCAGAGGGAGAACAGAGCACAGGUAAAGUUCUCAGGUACAACAGGUCCCUGCUGCAAAAGUCCUGCCCCAACACAUGGACUCCUGCCACUGCCAGACAGUGUGGAUAGUACUGACCUACAGUUACCCAAUGGCCUGACUUGGAAUAACUUGGCAAAUUCCUGUGUUCUGAUUACAUGUUUCCCCCUCCCCUCUUUUUUAACAACAACACAGAGCUAUGAACGACAUUGGAGAUUACAUCGGGUCAAACAUAGAAAUCUCUUGGUUGCCCAAUUUGGACGACCUGAUGAAAGGGUAUGCAAGAAAUUUCAGGCCUGGAAUUGGAGGUAAGAUUCUGGCUGAUGUCGUUAAAACCACCCUGGGAAUUGUAGCUCCAUGAGGAAAAUAGGGCUCUCCCAGAAACAUUCAGCACCCUUAACAAACUACACUUCCCAUGUUUCUUUGGAGGAAGUUGUUGACUGUUUAAAGUUGUAUUUUACUUCUUAAGAUGUACAGUGCAGAUGGGGCCUAAGCUGGAUAUGGCUCAAUUUUUUAAAAAAAAACAAACAAACCAUGAAACAAUUUGCAUUGCAGCAAGGAAGCAUAUAUCUGUGGUUACAGGGCAAAUUUCAACAGAAUAUUACCACAGGCUCCUGAUUUGGAUUGGUGGAUAUGCCAUGGAUCAGGACCGCACAGUCUUUUCUCCACAUGUUUAAACGUGUGUCUGAUGUAUAGCGACAAUGACAACACAACAAGUGUUAACACUUGGGUUAACUUUUGAAACCACAUGUGAGGCUGUGGAGGUGAAAACUAAGUAGCUAGUACUGUAUAGUUCUGGGCCUGUAUAGGAUAGUUGUGGAGGGUUUUACAGCUGCCAAAUGACAUACCAACCUGAAAAGUGAGUAUUAACAGUUUAAGCUUUUUCAGAAAGUCCUGGAACCGUGGCUUUAAAAAAUUGCCAUUAUCCGAUCAAAUUACAAAGUUGGAGGAGGUAAGGGCACCAGCUGGGAUGUGCCCAAGUAUAGGUGAAGGAGAGGGGGUUAUUGCUUUGUUUUGUUCUUGUUUUUAUUUGUUCCUGUUUUUAUUAUGUAUUUUGUGUUGGUUAUCUUGUAUUUUUAUGCUGUGAACCACCCUAAAAUCUACGGAUGAAGAGCAGUCUACAAAUUUAAUGAAGAAGAAUAAUCAUGCGUAGUUUGGCCCUUAGGCUUUGUUAAUGGCACGAAAGCCCCCAUUUGGACACCAUCAGGUGGCAGGUGGAGAAGCAGUCACUAUUCCCUCAGUUUCACUGACAGGGGUUCUACUUGCAAAUUGUGUAACUCCUGUUUUAAAAGCUGCACGGGUUACCAGUUUGUUGCUGGGCCUGAUUCAAAGUACGGACCCCUGGAAGAUUUAGGUAGGCCUCAAAUAUAUGAAAGACUGCCUCUUCACCAAUCUCCCGGGAUGUUAAGCAUUGGCAGUUUGCCCUUUCUUGGUAGUUUCACUACCCUCAGAAAAGCGGGGCAUUGGUGGCCCGGGACGGAAGGGGCCUUCUCUGUGGUAGCCUCUAAAUUGUGAAAUUGCCUCCCCGUAGACAUGUCUUCAUUAUAUCUUCACUGAGCCUCUUCAUUGUACAGUACACAUCACUUUAUCCUGGCCUGUGGCUUCUUGCAGUUAACGUGCUUUGCUUUGUGGGACCCACCUCUUUUGCUGAAUGUAAACUUUUGUGUACUGUUUUGAAAGGUUUCCCUUGCUUUAUAAUAGUGAUGGGUUUUUUCCUUUUUAAAGACUAAGCUAAUAUUCUAUUGUUGUAACCUGCCCUGGGACCUUAUGGUGAAAUGGGGAGUAAGAAAUCUCAUAAAUAAAAUUAAAUAACCCCCUCUUUUUUUCUUUCCCCUAAUUCAGGCCCCCCUGUUAACGUUGCUCUAGCCAUUGAAGUUGCCAGCAUUGACCACAUAUCAGAAGUCAAUAUGGUAAGUUGGCGCUUGAAGAAAAAUAACGCUGCCGUGUCAUAACAUCCAACAUUUUUCGGGGGUGGGGGUGGGUGGGGAAUAAAGAUAUAUGUUUCUCCAGAUUAUGGAAUUGUGGGAAAUUUUAAUGGCAGCCAGGGUGGUGAUUCUUGUCCUCAGGAAUACACAAUGACAGUCUUCCUGCAUCAAAGCUGGCGCGAUGACCGGCUGUCGUACAAUCACACCAACGAAACCCUGGGCUUGGACAGUCGCUUUGUGGAUAAGCUGUGGCUGCCAGAUACCUUCAUCGUCAAUGCCAAGUCUGCCUGGUUCCAUGACGUCACUGUGGAGAACAAGCUCAUCCGGUUGCAGCCUGAUGGGGUCAUUCUGUACAGCAUCAGGUAAAACAGAAACUUCAUGAGGAAGAGUGACCUUUUGUGCUGGGUAAUUAGAUGGCAACCUUUGCUGGGUUUUAGGUGGUUUCCCAAGUGCUGCAUAUAGUUCAGGCAACAUGUGUUUGUGGGUAGGGACCUGUUGGCCUUUGAUCAGCCUUGUGCGGUUCCGCUAAUCAGAUUCAGAGGGAUCUAUAGUUCAUGCUGAUGUUUACUUGCACUUGUAUAGUCUGGUGAGGCUCUUGAGAAGCAGAAGGUCACCAACUCACCAGUCACCAUUAGUGCUGUCUGCCCCACCAACUUUGUUGGAGGGGCUACUCAGUGUUGGGUUCAUAUAAGCAAAUGUGGCGGACCUGCAGUAGGGGAGCCGCAUUCUGAGGGGAAUUAUUCAAAGAUAUUAGGGAGAUAACCGGACAAAACACAGUAAAAAGCCUGGAGUUCGCAUUACAUAAAAUUUACCUAUGACAUAAUAUGAACCUGCAUUUUAAGCACAUUUUUAAAGUUUUAACUGGCCAGGUAGGGUGGGAUGGGGUUAUUUAAGCAUCUUAUGUUUUAAUUGUUGCAACCUGACCUGCAACCUUAGGCUGAAGAGCGAGUAAUAAAUUGUAGUAGUCAAAUCAUCAUCACCAUCCAGCUUUUAGCAGCAGCCAGGCUAGUAAUAACUAGAUACUGGAAAUUAUUAGAAGGUGCAACAUUGACCACAAGGUAUUUUUAAAAAGCCUGGCAAAUUAGCGCAGACAGAAAAAUUAGCCACUAAACUAAAAAUAGCAAGGAGAAUGAAAUGAAAAGGCACAUUUUGGGUGGAUUGACAUGCUUUUAUUAUGUGCAGUGCAGAAGAGGAGAACGCGGGACCUUCUCCACUUUAUAAAGUUUUGUUUGCUAUCAUUGCAGGCAGUAAGAGAAAUUGCCACCCUACCGGAAAUAUGACAAUUUAAGGGAUGCAUGCUCUGAUGUAAUCCAAACUCAUGUCUUCAAAAAUGGUGGGAGGGUGGGUUUUUGUUUUAACACUGCUUCUUGUUGUUUUGUAGUAUAAAAAAGUAAUAAUAAUAAUAAUAUUUUCUAAUGGCAAAUGUUAGCCUAUAUGUAAUGGUGGUGUUUGUUGCUGUCUUCAUUUUGGAUAGAAUCACCUCAACGGUGGCCUGUGACAUGGAUCUUACCAAGUACCCUAUGGAUGAGCAGGAGUGCAUGCUUGACUUGGAGAGCUGUGAGUUCAAUUCUGAGGUGUCUAUUUUAAAAAGGUCUUCUCAAAUGGGAGGGCAGGGAGUGGAGGAGAUAAUUUCCUUCACACAGGGUAGCCUUGGCCCAGAGUGCAAACCCCUUAAUUAUUGGAGCUGGAGCAGGGAAACCGCAGCUCUCCCAGCUCCCAUAAUCCCUGACCAUUGGCCAUGCUGUCUGGUGUUGAUGGGAGUUGGAGUCCAACGGCAUCUAGAGCAUGCAAGGAUAACCUUUGGCGCUCCGGCUGUGGCUGGAAUACAGCUCCCAACAUCCCUGACAUUUGCAGAAAUGUUCAUAUUAGGAAAGAUUCACCCUGAAAUGCUGCAAAAUUUUCAUGGACUUGUUUUUUGUUUUAUCCCAAACUAACGUGGAAAUGUGGAUAACUGAACUUAAAGAGAGGGAAAAGAAGAAACCGAAAUUAACAGAUUUGGCCCUACCUGCAGUUUAUUUGAACGUUUUUAGUGGGCUUCCUGUAACUCAAGGCAGCUUACAGCAAAUGUCCACGUUGCAACUCUGUCUAAAUGUGGUUUCGUCAUAGCACCACAAAGCUUCUGAAAUCUGGCUGGUGGUGGGAUGGCAGGUUAAAUGGUGCUAUGCAUGGCCUGAUGGCACCAUGGAAACGCUAUUGCAACAGUUUAAUGCCAGGAUGACCUGGAUGCUAUUUCUCUAGGCCUGAAUAGCCGUGCAAAGCUGUGCACUGGGACUAGAAAGCAUUAGAGCGGAUUGAUCGCUGGUGCAAGUUUUCUUCUUCUCCUCCUCCUCCUCCUCCUCCUCCUCCUCCUUCUCAUUUCAUUUUUAGCACUGACUGUUUUCUGAGCAAUUAAGCACAAUACAUUUUUAUCCCACCAAAUAUAGCAAUCUGCAGUUCUUUUCACUUAUGCAAUCAGUAAAUGCAGAGGCAGCCAGAGAAUGAGGCGGCAAAAUUUUAGUCUGCUGGCGAGUUUUUACAGAGGGCUCGGAUUUUAAUUUAAUUUUGCAGAUUGUGUUUAUAGAGCAAUAAUCACAAGGAGAAAUGAAGCCUCUUAAAACAGAUUAAAAAAAAGAAAGUUGGUUCUCCAUGGGAGUGGGGGCAGUUGAAAGACAAGCGAGGAGUUUUGUUUUGUGGGGAGGGGAAUGUUGAUGUAGAAAAUGGACAGGUGAGCAGCACUUGAAGAGUAGCAAUUUUGCACAAGUGAAGAGAAGCUGUGCAAUUUUAUUUCUUAAUAAAAUGACUUGCCUUUUCCUGUGAAUGUUGUGUGACUGAUCAUGAGGUGGGGAAGAGGUGGGUGAAUCUGCCAAUAUCAGUUUCUUCUUAAUCAGAGAAUUGUAGAGCUGGAAGAGACCCCAAGGGUAAUCUAGUAGAAACCCUGUGAUACAGGGAUCACAGAAAAAGAAUCCCUGACAGAUGGCCAUCCAAUCUCUGCUUUAAAUCCUCCAGUGAAGGAGAGCCCACCACUUUCCAAGGAAGUCCGUUCCACUGUCAACCAGCUCUUACUGUCAGAAGGUUCUUCCUAAUGUUUAGUCAGAUUCUCCUUGCUUGUAAUUUGAAUCCACCGGUUCGAGUCCUACCCUCUGGAGCAGCAGAAAACAAGCUGGCUGCACCUUCCACGCGACAGCCCUUCAGAUAUUUGAAGAUGGCUAUCAUAUCUCCUGUCAGUCUUCUCUUCUCCAGACUAAACAUACCUAACUCCCGCAACUCUUCUCUAUAUGGCUUGGUUUCCAGAUCCUUUAUCAUCUUAGGGCUCAUCCACACUUCCUCUUGUCCCACUGCUUUCCCUGGGGACGACCGCUCUUUAGCACUCAGUUGGAGCAAAUGGCAAUCUGGUUUUCUGCAGAUUGCAGUUCUGAUCUAGAGCUAAAGAGUGGGUUUUGCCUGGUAAAGGAGUGUGACAAGGGGGAAACAGCUCAGACCCAUGCCUAGAAAGUCCGGGUCAACCGGACCCAUGCUUUCUGGGUGCAGGAGAAGCAGUAGUGUGGACGGGCCCUUAGUCAUCGUCCCCUGCAUACAUUCCAGUUGGCUAAUAUCCUUCUGUCUUUCCAAUCCUCUCUGCAUUAGCUUGUGGUUCUCUAAGUAAAAAAAAAAAAGUCACCGUGAAAAUUCAUCAUGCAUUUUUGUGUGAAUUUCUUUUAAUGCACACAUUUUAAUGCAGUUUUGCCUAAGGAACAUUUUUUACACAGCAACAUCCCCUCGUAUCAUGCAUUUCUGUAUGUUGUUUUCAUUAAAAUCUGCACUGCAGAAUCUGGAGAAGCCCAAUCAGUGUAGGCAAUGCUGAGCUAGAUGGACCAGUUGCCUGAUUUGGUGCUUCCUAUCUUCCUAAAAGAUAGGGACGCGGGUGGCGCUGUGGGUUAAACUACUGUGCUGCUUGGGCUUGCCGAUUGGAAGGUCGGCGGUUCGAAUCCCCGCGACGGGGUGAGCUCCCGUUGCUCGGUCCCUGCUCCUGCCAACCUAGCAGUUCGAAAGCACGGCAAAGUGCAAGUAGAUAAAUAGGUAUCGCUCUGGCGGGAAGGUAAACGGCAUUUCUGUGCGCUGCUCUGGUUCGCCAGAAGUGGCUUAGUCACGCUGGCCACAUGACCCGGAAGCUGUACGCCGGCUCCCUCGGCCAAUAAAGCGAGAUGAGCACAGCCAACCCCAGAGUCGGCCACAACUGGACCUAAUGGUCAGGGGUCCCCUUUACCUUUACUAUCUUCCUAAAAGGGGUGGGUGCUGGGAAGAGAAGCACGAGAACACCUUGCUUGUUUCCAGGUCGUUUGGUUCUGAUACACUGAACUGGGUUCAUUAGGUUUGAAGUGGGCCAGAAAGCAUUAACCAGUGGGACCAGUAAGAGAACUGUGGCCAUGGAUUCUGAGUGUUUCAUCCUGAGCAUGUCAAUCUUCUUAUCUUUCCCCAUAUCCCUGUAUUUAUUCAGUUUCUUUUGACAGAUGGCUACUCCUCAGAGGAUAUCGUCUACCACUGGUCUGAAAACCAGGAUCAGAUCCAUGGACUGGAUAAGCUGCAGCUUGCUCAGUUCACCAUCACCAAUUACCGGUUUGCUACAGAAGUGAUGAACUUCAAAUCUGGUAAACAAAGCUUCCAGUCCUUUUAAAAGCCUUGCAGGGAUGGGACUGGGUAACAUCCAACUAGGUUUUGCCCAGAGUUAGGGAAGGAAGGAUCUCUUGAUAUUGUGAUCUUUCCAAACUUAAAUUUAGUACUCCACAUUUUUGAGCAAUUUGAGAUUUAAAAAGAAAAAUCUUCAUGAUAAUUCAUCAGCAUUCUAAUGAUGUGCACAUUUUUGUGUGUAGUUUUGACAAACAUGCGCAUUCACAUGUAAUAUACACAAUAUACACAUUUGCAUGCAAUUUCCACUACCAUAAUAUUAAAUUAAUCAUAUGCAUUUUAGUUGAUUAAUUGAUCUUUGCAAGUUAAAUCUACAUAUAUUUUCCCCCUUACAAAUAAAACCUGGUUUGGACCAGAACUGUGGAGAGACCCAGGGUUCAACUCCCUACUCAGCAAGGUCUCCCACAUCUGGGGUGAGCUCCUUUGAAUAAUAUAAAUGUGGUGGCAGGGGAGGGACAGACACAUUUUAAAAUCAAUUAACUGCAUUAUUAUUUAUACAGCGCCAUUAGGAAUGAAUGGAUAAGUCUAUUUUGGUUCAGCGUCAGUUCUGCACUUGUUCAUCCAUAAGACUGCAUCAUUCUGCUAUCCCCCCCAAUGAAAAUGGAUUUCACAUGAAAAUGUGCAUUUUUACAUACCCCCCAAAAAAGGGUUGUAUCCAAAUGUUAGUCCUACUCAGAGCUAGCCUACCUCACAGGGUUGUUGUGAGGAUAAAACUGAGCUAAUUGGGGGAGAGAACCAUGCAAGCCACUUUGAGCUCCUUGGAAGAAACGUAAGAUGUAAAUAAAUACAUUUGCCCCUUUGUCUCCUUUAUCUAGCUGGUCAAUUCCCCCGGCUGAGCCUCCACUUCCACUUGAGGAGAAAUCGAGGUGUUUACAUCAUCCAGUCCUAUGUGCCUUCCAUCCUCUUGGUCGCCAUGUCAUGGGUUUCUUUCUGGAUCAGUCAGUCAGCCGUGCCUGCCCGAGUCUCACUAGGUAAAAGUGUAUUGUUGAUGGCUGGGGACCUAUUGUAGGGUGUUAAAGCCCACAGAAGUGGGAUGAGCAUUUUGUGGGAUGGGCUUUAAUGGGGUAGGUGAGGCUAUAUUAAUUGGAAUUUAUGCCUCCAGGCGCCCAUAUGUGUGGGUUGAACAGUUUCAAAAUCCCAUCAUUGGCAGCCAAAUUAAAAGCAUAGGAAUUAGGCUAUAAAACCUUGUUUUUGAACAAGUCUAGCUAUGAAGUAAGCUUGUUCUCCCUUUCUCACCCCAUUUAAAAAAGAAUCAGGCAACAACUUGUAAAGUAAGUUUUUAAAAAAGAUGUACCGUACUUACUUUAUAAUCAUGCAUUGGUUCACAACAACAGUAGCAGUAAAAACUAUGCAGGCAAAAUACUUAUAUUUACAGUAUAACCAGCUUCAGGCAUGUGGCUAAAGUUGGAGCAAGCACAGGGCACAUCUGCCCUCAUGGCUGGUCACAGAAAGAGAAAGGAUCAGGAAGUACUAUAUGAACUUUCCUCUUUAGGUGAGGAGGGGGAAAUGACAUCACACAGAGCCCUCUCUACCAAUUGUAUUUCUAUGGCCUGAGUAUCUAUCUAUCAGCAAUACAGCUCUGUUGUAUUAGCCCCUUCUCAUGCUAACUAGCAAGAAUAUGCAUUUGUUAGGUUUGGUUGUUAAUCUCCCACACAUUUGCCUUUCCUUCUUGGUGUUUCUUCCCCCACCACUAGUCGAGCAUAAUGUCUGACAUGAAGCUGCUGCAUUGGGUGCCUGUUCACUUUUGAGCCAAAUGCAGCCCUCUAGCCCUCCAGGGUAUGGUCCUGACUCUCUCUACUCUCCCCUGGACUCUCCCAAUGCCAAAUGCCUCACCAGCCUUGCUUUGCACCACCCUUUGGUGCUUUUUACCUGGCUGGAAUGUGAACUCUGAUAAUGCUUAUCCUGUAUGAGGCAUAGAGUGGUUUAUGUGAGUGAGUAUAAAAUCUGGCCUACUGUGCAAAGGUGAAAUGUGCAUUCUUUGCUCCAUCCACUUUUGCCACUGGCAUAUGGCCCUUGGGAGGUUGCCCAGAUGGGAAUGUGGCCCUCAGACUGAAAAAAAGCUAUUCCCAGCCUUGGACUAAACAGAAUUAAACUCUAGCUGGGACAUCCUCCCCCACACCUUGUUUCUUUCAGGUAUAACUACAGUCCUCACCAUGACCACCCUAAUGGUGAGUGCUCGGUCUUCACUCCCACGGGCUUCAGCCAUCAAGGCCUUGGAUGUGUACUUCUGGAUCUGCUACGUGUUUGUCUUUGCCGCACUGGUGGAAUAUGCAUUUGCUCACUUCAAUGCAGACUACAUGAAGAAGCAAAAAGACAAGAUCAAGACCAGCAGGCAGGCAGAAGAGGUCAGUAAGAGCCUCUGGUGGGUUCAGACUCUGAUCCACCCAUUCGGUAAAACUGGGCUGAAAUGUGUGGUCCAGCAUUCUCCAGCCAUGCAGGCUGAUCAUAUAAACCUAUCUGCCAUGGUUGGACACAGAGGAAUGGUAGCAGGAACCAGUGGGGGAAUCUCCAUGGGAAGAAGGCUCAGAGCAAGGGGAUUGGUGGUGGGAUGGCAAUGUGUGGUCUGAGAGAGAAGAGGAAGAAACUGGGAGGAGAGGUCUGUAGCUGCAGCAGUAACAGGGCUUAGUGAGAGGGGGGAGUCUGGGGCAGAGAGCAGUCCAGAAUCAGAGCUAGAAGCUGCAGCAGGAGAGUGGGAUGAGGGAGGCCAAAAGGCACUCCUUUGCAGAUCCUGUUUUUGUUUUCCAAUAAAGAGUUAACUUUUAUGGGAGCGGGUGGCGCUGUGGGUUAAACCACAGAGCCUAGGACUUGCCGAUCAGAAGGUCGGCUGUUUGAAUCCCCAUGACGGGGUGAGCUCACAUUGCUCAGUCCCUGCUCCUGCCAACCUAGCAGUUCGAAAGCAUGGCAAAGUGCAAGUAGAUAAAUAGGUACCUCUCCGGCGGGAAGGUAAACGGCGUUUCCAUGCGCUGCUCUGGUUCGCCAGAAGCGGCUUAGUCAUGCUGGCCACAUGACCUGGAAGCUGUACGCCGGCUCCCUCAGCCAAUAAAGCGAGAUGAGCGUCACAACCCCAGAGUCGGCCACGACUGGACCUAAUGGUCAGGGGUCCCUUUACCUUUACCUUUACAAGGCAGGUGUCAGCAACAAGCCCUGGCAGUUCUCCAAGGAUGCCAGGAGCUGAUGCCAGCCCCACAUGCUUACUUGGAGAAAGUCCCACAGAUAUCAGUAUGACCACCUACUUCAAGUAUGGGGAACUUGUUCCCCUCCAGAAGUUGCUGGGCUCCAAUUCCUAUCACCAUCAGUAAUAUCAGUAAUUGGUGAUGAUGGGAGUUGCAAUCCAGCAACGUCUGGUGGGCCACAGGUAAGUCACCAGUGAUAACCAAUAUGGUGCUCUCCAGAUGUUGCUGGACUACAGUGCCCAUCAGCCUCAGACAACAAGGCCUAUAGGGAGGGAUGGCAACAUCUGGUGGGCCACAGGUUCCCCAUCCCCUGGCCUACAGACAUGCUGAUCAUCUUCUGCUUCUCAUUUCAGGUCAAUGUGAAGAACGCCAUUGUUAUGUUUUCCCUCUCGAUAGCGGGCGUCAACCAGGAACUUGCUGUUUCCAACAGGCACCACAGAGUCCCUAAAAACUUGCCUGGGUCAGUGGAAGCGGAAGCGGGAGAGACCAAGAAGCAACAGGAGACUAAACCCGAGAAAAAAAACGGCCUGAAGUCUCUCUUCAAGCCCAUCGAUGCAGAUACCAUCGACAUAUAUGCUAGGGCAGUUUUCCCAGCAGCCUUUGCAGCAGUCAAUGUCAUCUACUGGGUGGCUUACACAAUGUGAGGGUCACAAAAUGGAGGCAGGCUGGGCAACAGGCAACUGAGAUCCUCUGAGCCAAAGCAGAGCUUCUUAAUGGAAGGGCCUUACUCAGGGCCAACUUUCUAACCACAGCACUUCCAAAGCCAGAUGGAUAUUCCGUUAAUAGAGAGGAUUGUUCUUCUCCCUUCCUCUGUCGCUGAGACAGCAAAGCAGUUGGCCACCACCCCUUUUUAUUGGCUUGUUUACCCCUCUUUAGUCUCCACAGAGCGAGUCAGAUGCCACAGUCUUCCCCAGUUUGGCAUGAAACUCCUGCCAAGGCUCCACAGCUGCCUAAUCCUGUGCAACAAUAAGGCGUUUCACUUCUUCAUCCGUCGUGUCAUCUUCCAGUUUCAAGAAGGAUAAGUCCUGGAUUGGGGCCUGAAAAAAAAAUAGCACCUGGUGCACCAGCGUCUGAUCCAAACUAAUCUGGCGUGUGUCACCGUGGAAUAAUUGCUUUGCCGGGUGUUUGUGGGGAGAGAUGCUUAAAAGUCGAGCAAAAAUGCAAGGGUGGAGCUCUGCAUGGUCUGGAUUUUAACCGGCUUUUAAGGACCCAAUAGAAAACCUUUUUAUUUGUGAUUGGACUAUUAAAAGGCUAGCUGGCUGGCAGUCCAUUUCUUCGCAGUUCUGAGAACUUUUCUUUCUUCAAUCUGCACCUGUUUUAAACACACACACACACACACCCUACUUGACUGCACAGUUUGUGUCAUAGCUCUGUAUGGACAUGAUGGUUUAGCUGUGAUUCCUGCAGUGCAGGGGGUUGGACUAGAUGACCCUUGGGUCCCUUCCAACUCUACAAUUAUUUGAUACUAUGAUAUCUGUAGCUGGGCAUUUUGAUGGGGAUGUGUGUAGGGUGGGGUGGGGGAGAGACUGACACACACACACACACACACACACACACACAUGCAUAUACACAUAUUCCUUGAAGUUUCUUUAAUGGUUUUAAAAUUUAGGCAACAAAGGGUAAUACUGGGUUUUGGGAUUCUGGUUUUUUUUUAAACUGUAUCAUUUGUCUUGGAUAAAGUAUUUAAAACACUUUUUUUAUCCUCUUCUAACCACAGCAUGAAAUAAAGCCUAUGACACAGAGCUCGGCUGGAAUUGUUUUAUCAUGGAUACUUCAUAGCUGGAUUAUGGGGAAUAAAGAUCCAAUGGAAAGGGAGCAAGAUUCACUGCUGAGAACUAGGGCUUGCGAAAUUACAGAGCGAGAUAGAGAGAAAGAUUUGUGUUUUUUAUCUGUACACCAUAAACACAGACAUGUAUGCAGCUCUGGAGAAUCACUGGGUGGAUCCAGACCGCCUGUUUAUUGGGUGUUCAUCCUGAUUUGCUUGUAGGGAAAUUAGACAACAUUGGAUAUGUCAUGAACAUUCAUCCUGAUUGGUAGAUUAGGGAAAAUUGCAGAGAAGAAUUAUUGGGAAA
This is a messenger RNA of Podarcis lilfordi (Lilford's wall lizard), 30812 nucleotides long. NCBI's taxonomy places the organism in Eukaryota, Metazoa, Chordata, Lepidosauria, Squamata, Lacertidae. The record is from the annotation of a GenBank genome assembly.